AUCUUAAUUUGCUUCUCUGUAGCUCCAGCCACAGCAGCGGCGGUAGCGGCGGUGCGGCGCCAUCGAGGGGAACAUUUUUAGCUGGUACAACCAAGCUUGGACUCCAUUUUGGGCAGCAUCCGUAGACCAGCUUCUGGCUUUGGCGUUUUAAAGCGAAAAUUGUCGACGAUGCUGGUGGCGUGGAAGUGCUGCCUCGCUCCAGUCAGCAGGGUCUCCGUGAAGGCGGUCCUGAGUGGUCCGACGGUGGCAUCAAGAUGGCCGACCGUGCAGACGUCCAUAAGUAUGGCUACCCGUGCCAGAUCACGCUUCCAGACCGUUGCGCCCAAGCGGCGCACCCUCAAGGAGAUUGUGAUGGCCCCUGCCAAUGACACGGCGUUCAAUGUGGGCAAGGGAGUUUUGGCCGGUGCAUCUGCCUUUGGGGUUGGAGCACUCUGCUACUAUGGCCUUGGAAUGUCCAACGAAUCGGGAGCUCUGGAAAGAUCCAUGUUAUGGCCGGAGUAUGUGAGGCAGAGGAUUCGUGACACCUACAGCUACUUUGGGGGCAGCAUUGUGAUCACGGCGGCAUCUGCAUUUGCCGUGAGCAGAAACCCAGCCAUGCUGAACAUGGUCAUGCGUAACUCCUGGCUGGCAAUUGGUGCCAGCUUUGCGGCCAUGAUCGGCAGCGGCAUGCUGGUGCGCUCGCUGCCCUACGAAAGAGGCCUGGGUGCCAAGCAGGCGGCUUGGAUGCUGCACAGCGGUGUCAUGGGAGCACUGGUGGCCCCCCUCUGCCUCCUGGGGGGCCCCAUCCUGGUCCGGGCAGCCUGGUACACUGCUGGGGUGGUGGCCGGUUUGUCGACGGUGGCCGCGUGCGCCCCUUCGGAGAAGUUCCUCAACAUGGGGGGACCGCUGGCCAUUGGACUCGGCUUCGUCUUCGCCUCUUCCCUCGGCUCCAUGUUCCUGCCUGCCAGUACGGCCCUCGGUGCAGGCCUGUACUCCAUCAGCAUGUACGGGGGUCUGGUCCUCUUCGGCGGCUUCCUCCUGUACGACACGCAGCGCAUCGUCAAGAUGGCCGAAGUCUACCCUCCUUACGCCCUCAAGCCGUAUGAUCCCAUCAAUGCGUCCAUCUCGAUCUACCUGGACACGCUGAACAUCUUCAUUAGGAUUGCAAUGAUCUUGGCUGGCGGCGGAUCGAGGAGGAAGUGAAGGGCGAGAAACUCCUAUGGAUAUUACAGAAAAAGGAUAAAAUUUUGUUUGCCAUCCCCGAUUAGAGGUUACCAACUGCCCUCUCCUGGUGUCAACUUCCUGCAGUAGAAAAGAAAGAAAUAAAGUAUUAUUUAAGUAGGAAUUGGUGCACUGCCACUUCCAAACAUAA
This is a messenger RNA of Ixodes scapularis (black-legged tick), 1351 nucleotides long. RefSeq names its product growth hormone-inducible transmembrane protein. Bases 169 to 1182 code for a protein of 337 amino acids. Gene Ontology annotation, cellular component: mitochondrial inner membrane. Lineage: Eukaryota; Metazoa; Arthropoda; Arachnida; Ixodida; Ixodidae. The transcript is spliced from 8 exons. The record is from RefSeq and is a predicted model, not a curated record.